This is a messenger RNA of Prunus armeniaca (apricot), 342 nucleotides long. Lineage: Eukaryota; Viridiplantae; Streptophyta; Magnoliopsida; Rosales; Rosaceae. The record is from the annotation of a GenBank genome assembly.
AUGGAAUCAGAGUUUGUAGCCUUAGAUAAAGCUGCUGAAGAAGCAGAAUGGCUGAGAAACUUCCUAGAGGACAUUCCAAUGUGGCCUAAGCCUGUGACAGCAAUUUGUAUACAUUGUGAUAGUAUGGCAGCACAAGCAAGAGCCAAGAGUGGUGUAUACAAUGGAAAGUCAAGACAUAUCAGGCGUAGGCAUAAUACAAUUAGACAAUUGCUCUCAAAUGGAAUUAUAUCCAUUGACUAUGUGAAGUCAAAGGAAAAUAUUGCAGAUCCUUUGACAAAAGGCCUACCAAGAGAGCAAAUCAAAUUUACAUCGAGAGGAAUGGGAUUGAAGCCAAUCCAAUGA